AUGCAAGUACAAAAAAAAGGAAUGCUUAAAUCUCAAGUCUCUGACUCAAACACUCAAAAUCUACCCCAUUUUUAUAUGCGAGUAGUUCCUAAAUAUAAGAAGAAUUAUGGAAGUUUAGAAAUUAAAAAUGUAUUGGAAAAAAGUAUUGUCAUAGCUGAAGAUGCAAAAAAACUUUUUUAA
Molecule: messenger RNA, 180 nt
Organism: Funneliformis mosseae
Lineage: Eukaryota; Fungi; Glomeromycota; Glomeromycetes; Glomerales; Glomeraceae
Source: the annotation of a GenBank genome assembly